CCGAUCCUGCCGCUGGUACCUCCUUCAUUACCCACUACAGUCCGAUCCCUGCAUUGGACACCACGUACUAUGUCCCCUCCUCGAGCGCGUCGCAAGGAGAUAGCGGAGGAUACCCUCGCGAGAACCCCUGAUAUUGUCGCGUCUACUCCCGGCGCAUCGCUCGAUUCCACCUUCAUCGCGUCGCAGCUGCCACCUCUCGAUCGUUCCAAAUCGCCCGACUUCCCUUCGUCCAAGGUCAGCGUGAUCAACUCAGAUUCAUUCAGAGCUGCCCGCGGGAUUAUACGAGAGCACCCGGAGGAAGCUAAUGGUAAAGUGGCGGUUCUGAACCUUGCCAGCGACGAGGUGCGGGCUGGCGGGUGGUUGUACAGCUUGACCUCGACCCAAGAAGAGGCGCUAUGCUAUUCUUCUACGCUUUACGCGACCCUCAAGGAAGAAUAUUAUCCGUGGCCAAACCUGGGUCCCGGCUCGGUAGCGGGUGUAUUCUCUCCCGCCGUUGUGGUGUUCAAGGAUGAUUUGGACCAUGACUGCGUCGACUUGCCCGAGGAUGAGCGUAUUUUGGUGUCUGUGAUUACGGUCGCUGCUCCGAGGGGCCCGAAACUCACACCGGACGGAGAAAGCCUUGCGAGGGAGGAAGAUAAGCGAGACUUUGAAGGAAAGAUCAGGCUGGUGUACCGUAUGGCGGCAUCAAAUGGGCAGCAUUAUAUGGUUCUCGCUGCCAUGGGCUGUGGUGCUUACGCCUGCCCACCUCGGCAAGUGGCGAAUAUGAUGAAGUCCAUCCUGCUGGAACCGGAAUUCAAGGGGUGGUUCCGACGGGUCGUAUUUGCGGUGUAUAGUUCCACCCGUAAUGGACCGGGUAACUAUGGGAUCUUCAAAGAGAUACUGGAUGGUGUAGAGUUGUAAGUACGUGCAACUGUUGUACGAAUAAUUGGGUAAGGAGCUUUGGAUGUGCGCCAGAGCCGUUUCGCAAGACUAGGCGAUGCAUAUGGAUGUGUUGGCGCUCGGCCGCACACUUGGGUCUGGGUCCUCGCUAGGGACCACAAGGAACGC
Messenger RNA from Gloeophyllum trabeum ATCC 11539, 1047 nucleotides. RefSeq lists its product as uncharacterized. The coding region runs from base 70 to 900 and encodes 276 amino acids. The transcript is spliced from 4 exons. The record is from RefSeq and is a predicted model, not a curated record. Lineage: Eukaryota; Fungi; Basidiomycota; Agaricomycetes; Gloeophyllales; Gloeophyllaceae.